Bolinopsis microptera is the source of this 2559-nucleotide messenger RNA. Its product is annotated as protein MCM10 homolog. The transcript has a single exon. The record is from RefSeq and is a predicted model, not a curated record. Lineage: Eukaryota; Metazoa; Ctenophora; Tentaculata; Lobata; Bolinopsidae. Gene Ontology annotation, molecular function: DNA replication origin binding; single-stranded DNA binding. Gene Ontology annotation, biological process: DNA replication initiation; DNA replication. The coding region runs from base 1 to 2355 and encodes 784 amino acids. Gene Ontology annotation, cellular component: nucleus; nuclear replication fork.
AUGUCUGAUGAUGAAUUUGAUGAUCUGGAUGCUUUGUUUGAUGAAUUUGAUGACGAUGACGUUGUAGACGCUGCUGAGGAAAAUAAAUCGAAUUGUCCAGUCCAGAAAGAAGAAGAUGCGUCUGAAGAAUCUCCAGCAAAUGUUUCUGCAAACGAAGAGAAACUCAGGUCAGAGCUCGAGGAAAUGAAGCUCAAGAUGAAGAUGAUGGAGGAAAUGCUAAAAAAUCAAAGCAUGACAACUCCUGUAAAAUCUUUAAAUUCAAGUAAAAUUAAGAAACCAGAAAAUUCGAAUACGACAAGUCAAGCUAAAAAGGAGGUUACUCCUAUGAAGACAGUUACCCCCAGCAAACCCUCUUUAUCAGAUAAGUUCAAGAAUGUUCUCGAUACCAAAUCAAGCGAUGAUAAUCCUAGUACCUCUGCUUCUCAAAUAAAACCACCACCCAAUAAAACACCAUCAAAGUGUCAACUUUCUGAAACUUUCGGCACUGCUCUUCAUGAAGCAGAAUCAAAACGUCAGGCCCCUAAACCGAGUAACAUUAAGCCUGUCUCCUUUGCUCCGACUCCAGAAAAACUAGAUAAGUGCCCUCACUCAGGAAUCAGAAUCAGCAAUCGAGUUACAGCCAAAAGUGACUUUAACUGCGCUGUCGCAACUCGCAAGUUCGUCAAAAUCCAACACCUUCCACUUUUCUUUAAGGACAAGCAGGAAGUACCGGGUGACUGGGUAACAUCUGGCGUGAUCGUGAGGAAAGCAGGUCCUUUCAAGUCAAAAACUGGAAACGAUUACAGUAUCUGGACGUUAUCUGACUUGAUUUCGCUUGAUAAUACUCUAUCUUUGUUUUUGUUUAAAAACGUUCAUAUAGAACACAGAAAAGAGCAGAUUGGUACUGUUGUUGCUCUGCUCAACCCUAACUUCAUGCCUCCUCGUGAUCAGGAGAAAGGCAAGAAAAGUGACCUUGCCUUCACUUUGGAUGAUGCCAAGAAACUUCUCAGAAUGGGAAUGGCUGCCGAUUAUGGUACUUGUAAAAAUACCACAAAGGGUGGCCAGCAGUGCAACAAUUUCAUCAACAAAUCUCUAACACAAUAUUGCGAUUUUCACAUUGUAAAAGUUCAUGCUCAAUUGAGGAAUAAGAGAAUGGCUCUGAACGGUUCUUAUACUCCCCUACAACCUGGCAUGAAUAAGCUUCAAAAAUUUAAACAGGACUGUCAAGCUUUCUCCCACAAGGGAAACGUUUACUAUCCAAAUGUUAAGGCAGAGGUAACCGACAAACCUGAAGUGGCAGCACUGAAAAAGAAAGGAAUGAUGAUUUCAACUCCACUAGUGAGCACAGAGGAGUUUAACAACAGAUUGAAAGUACAAUCUACCGGGUCUAUUCAGCUAAAACGGGCUCUCGAAGCAUCUCCAAAACCAUCAGAGUCAUCCCAAAGCUCUAAACGUGCGAGAUUAGAAAAGCUAGAUAUGACUUCUUGUAAAACUUUUUUCAAAAAACAUGUUGAAGCUCCGAAGCUAGGCAGCGGCCUUUCAUCGGGAGGAUUUAUAAACUUAAACACUGACGGAAAAAAGGCUAGUAUGAAAGCUAAAGCUAUUUCUCUGGCGAAAAAAGGAGCAUUUACCGCUAAGAUUCCGGGUAGAAAACGGCACGAACUUACUCCUGAUGAGAGAAGACGGAUGAAGGAGAGGUCCCUGGGCCUGGAAAAGGAGCCCCCUCCAAAAGAGGAGAUUAUUCUAAAUAGUGCUUCAGAUAUGUUAUGUUCUAAAGGUCCAAUAGUGACCAAAAGAACUGCAAGUAGUGCACGGCAAGAUAAAGAAAAUAAAUCCCGUAAAAGUAUUAAUGGUAAAUCAAAGGAAAGUGAACCUGUAGCGAGAAAAGGUAUUUUAUCUGCCGCAUUUGGUUCUAUUGACACUGAAUCAAUCGAGGGAAAGAGAAUCAUGAAGGCCCAGUCAAUGAACGUGGGUGUUAUCCGAGAGCAAGAAAUCGAAAGGACAACAGACUAUUUCAAUGCCAUGGAAAAAUUCGAACACAACGAAGAAAAGCUGCUGAGCAUCAAGGAGAUCAAGGUCACUGUUUACAUCUGUAGGACCUGCAACACGGCCACUUCCAAGCAACUUCCUAAGUGCAUAGAAGAGAAACAUCCCGUUAAAAAGGGACCAGCUGUUAAGAAGUUCUUCAAAUGUGGGGGCUGUUCCCAGAGGACAGAUGUAGUGGGCAUGCCGUACCCAGAUCACAGCUGUAUGAAGUGUGGCAAGUCCGCGUGGGUCAAGUGUAGUAUGUAUCAUGAGAAGAAGGGGGUGAAGUUGGAGAGUGAGAGGUUGGUUGUAAGAGCUGAAGAUGUUGAAAUUAGAGAGAAAUUUGCAUAGGUUGAGCAACUUGGAAAUGUGUAUGGUGAAAUACCGUGGUUGUAUAGAAUUUGUAGUCGUCAUUGAGUGAUUGCCAAUGCUACUUUUGCUUUUGGUUUGUUAUCAUCGCAUGGUAUAUAAAAUGAUGUGACCUGUUAAGUUGGUCGUAUUUGACGGGCGGGGUUAAAGUUUUAAAUUGUUUUAGUAUUGCGUUUUGUUGACAGU